Molecule: messenger RNA, 4259 nt
Organism: Crotalus tigris (Tiger rattlesnake)
Lineage: Eukaryota; Metazoa; Chordata; Lepidosauria; Squamata; Viperidae
Gene: SETDB1
Product: SET domain bifurcated histone lysine methyltransferase 1
Exons: 22
Coding region: 201-3974 (1257 amino acids)
Biological process (GO): negative regulation of gene expression; heterochromatin organization
Cellular component (GO): nucleus
Molecular function (GO): protein binding; histone H3K9 methyltransferase activity; zinc ion binding
Source: RefSeq, a predicted model, not a curated record
AGCCCCCCCAGCGGAGCCUAAUUGGGUUCCAGACAAAAUAAGCCCCCCUCCUCUCCCGCCCCCGGGGGGAGAAGAUGCUGACAAGAUCUGUCCUGUGACAGAGACCAGAAGAAAAUGGGUGGGAAAACCAAACCCAGCCCACUUGGGUGACCCCCAGGUGUCACUCGCUCUUCUUCAGAACCGUUUCAGGUUCAGCCGUCAUGGCGGAGUCCGAGGACAUACUAGAGCUUCAGCGGGAGGUGGUGGAAGAGAUGGGCAUCUCCCUGGAAGACCUCAAGCAGCUGAUUGAAGAGGAGCUGGAGAAAUCCGAGUACGUCAAGCAGCGCAAGGAGGAGCUGGAACGCCUGGAGGACUGUGUGAAGCAGAAGGAGGCUGAAGUGGCCCAUGUGGACCAGCUCCUUGAAAACGCGGUGAAGGCGGUGGAUAAAUGCGAGGUGCUGGUCAAAGACAUCUACGUCAACCUGGGGCUGGAAUAUCGAGAAACAGACUCCGACUCAGAGAACAGCUCCAGCAAACCCAUGGAAGUGAUUGAAAUCCCCGACGAAGAUGACGACGACAUCAUGAGUGUAGACUCAGAUCCGAGUAACAAAAUUGCAAAGGACCAGACCCUGCUCCGAGAAGCCAUGGCUGCCAUGAGGAAAUCCGCUCAAGACGUUCAGAAAUUCAUGGACGCGGUGAACAAGAAGACGGGCAGCCUGGAUUCCCAGAGAGGAUUACAGCAAGGCAACCCUGGCUGUGAACUCACCCAGGAUGGCGACCUGACGGUUGGCGACCGUGUCCUGGGCAAGAAACGGACAAAGACCUGGCAUAAGGGCACCUUGAUUGCCAUCCAGACAGUGGGUCCUGGGAAGAAAUACAAGGUAAAAUUCGACAAUAAAGGGAAGAGUUUGCUGUCAGGCAACCACAUUGCUUAUGACAGCCACCCGGUUCCCGAGAAGCUGAAUGUCGGCAGCCGGGUUGUGGCCAAAUACAAAGAUGGGAACCAGGUCUGGCUGUACGCUGGAAUCGUGGCCGAGAUGCCCAACGUCAAGAAUAAGAUGAGGUUCCUGAUCUUCUUCGAUGAUGGCUACGCCUCCUACGUCAUUCAGCACGAGCUUUAUCUCGUCUGCAGAUCACUCAAAAAGGCCUGGGAAGACAUUGAGGACGUCUCCUGCCGGGAUUUCAUUGAGGAGUACGUCACCGCCUACCCGAACCGGCCGAUGGUGCUGCUCAAGAGCGGGCAGCAGAUCAAGACCGAGUGGGAGGGGACCUGGUGGAAAUCGCGCGUGGAGGAGGUGGACGGCAGCCUGGUCAAAAUCCUCUUCAUGGAUGACAAGCGUUGCGAGUGGAUCUACCGGGGUUCCACCCGCCUGGAGCCCAUGUUCAGCAUGAAGACGUCCACAGCGUCCACCCAUGACAAGAAACAGGGUGGGCAAAUGAGGAUGCGGCCCAACGUGGGGGCCGUGCGGACCAAGGGCCCAGUGGUGCAGUACAUCCACGACCUGACCGGAACCAGCCCUCAGCAGCAGCUCCAGCACGCAGAGCCCCCGGUUCCCAUCACCACCGCCCAGCCAGUGCCCCUCUUCUUUGGGGAGACAGACUCGGAGAGCCAGCUUGCUCAGGCAAAGAAACAGCAGGUGGCGAAGAAAAGCACCUCGUUCUUACGGCCCGGCUCGGCCGGAUCAGGCCUCUCCCCCCCAGCCUCUCCCGUCCUGAGCGAAAUGCCGCCCGUCGGCCGGACAGGAGUGACCCAGCAGUUCAGCAGGUUCUCCGGGGCGCAGGCCCCCCCGGCGGGCACGGUGCCCUCCUUCCACAGCAUGCUGGAGCGGGUGCCCAGCGAGCCCUCCUACCGGGCGCCGUUGGAGAAGCUCUUCUACCUGCCCCACGUCUGCAGCUUCAAGUGCCUGAGCCGGGUGCGCCCCGGCCGGCCCGACCUGCACCGCAGCCGCAACCCGCUGCUGAUCCCGCUGCUGCACGACUUCCGGCGCAUGACGGCGCGGCGGCGCUUCAACCGCAAGACGGGCUUCCACGUGGUGUACAAGACGCCCUGCGGGCUGUGCCUGCGCAGCAUGGGGGAGAUCGAGCGCUACCUCUUUGAGACGGAGUGCAACUUCCUCUUCCUGGAGAUGUUCUGCCUGGACCCCUACGUGCUGGUGGACCGGCGCUUCCAGCCCUACAAGCCCUUCUACUACAUCGCGGACAUCACCAAGGGCCGGGAGGACGUGCCCCUCUCCUGCGUCAACGAGAUCGACAGCACCCCCCCGCCCCAGGUGGCCUACAGCAAGGAGCGCCUGCCCGGGAAGGGGGUCUUCAUCAACACCAGCCGAGAGUUCCUGGUGGGCUGCGACUGCGAGGACGGCUGCAGGGAUAAAUCAAAAUGCGCCUGUCACCAGCUGACGGUCCAGGCCACAGCUUGCACCCCCGGCGGGCAGCUCAACCACAACUCUGGCUACCAGCACAAGCGGCUGGAGGAGUGUCUUCCCACGGGGGUGUACGAGUGCAACAAAGGCUGCAAGUGCAGUUUGGACAUGUGCACCAACCGCCUGGUCCAGCAUGGCCUGCAAGUCCGGCUGCAGCUCUUCAAGACACAGAACAAAGGCUGGGGCAUCCGAUGUCUGGACGACAUCGCCAAGGGCUCCUUCGUCUGCAUCUACGCCGGGAAGAUCCUGACGGAUGACUUUGCGGACAAGGAGGGCCUGGAGAUGGGGGACGAGUAUUUCGCCAACCUGGACCACAUCGAGAGUGUGGAGAACUCGAAGGAGGGCUACGAGAGCGAGGCCAAGUGCUCCUCGGACAGCAGCGGCGUCAACCUGAAGGAUGACGAGGACGGCCAGUCCGGCUCGGAGGAGGCCGAGGAGUCCAACGAGGAGAGCUCGGACGACAACUUCUGCAAAGACGAGGACUUCAGCACCAGCUCGGUCUGGCGCAGCUACGCCACCCGCCGGCAGACGCGUGGGCAGCGAGAGAACGGCCUCUCCGAGACGGCCUCCAAGGACUCCGGCCCUGCGGAGGGCCCCCUGCCCUUUUGCAAGCCCCCCGUCUCGGAGGAGACCCCCAAGAACAAGGUGGCCUCCUGGCUCAGCUCCAACACCCUGGCCGACGGCUACCAGGACAGCGACAGCCGCUCCUCCUUCCGCAUGCAGGAGGCGGCCGAGGCGAAGCCCCCCAAGGUGGAACCCGGCGAGGCCGAGAAGACCGGGGGGCACCCCACCAAGGACGAGCCCGGCCCGGAGGGGGAGCUGAAGGUCAAGAAGAAAGAGGAACCGGACGAUCCAGGCAAACCCACGCCCAGCCACACCAGCCGGGUCUACGGCUACAACCCCAACCCGCCCAUCCCCGAAGGGGCCCGGCGGCCCCCCAGCAAGACCACCUCGCACCAGAGCCGCAGACACUCCGAGGGGCAGAAUCCUGACGACGUGCUGAUGCUCUCCAGCAGCACCGACAGCGACGGCGACAACGUCCGGCUGACCCCGGGGCCCGUCCAGGUCAACCCCAACGACAGCGACGACAUCCAGACCAUCUCGUCGGGCUCGGAGGAAGAAGCGGCUGCCCGCGAGGAGAAGAAGAGCGUGCCUUCCCGGCUGGGGCAGGUAAAGAGGCAGGUGGCGGUGAAGUCCACCCGGGGCUUCGCCUUGAAAUCCACGCACGGCAUCGCCAUCAAGUCCACCAACUUGGCCUCCGGGGAGGGCGCGGCCCUCCGCAGGAACACGCGCCAGUUCUACGACGGGGAGGAGUCCUGCUACAUCAUCGACGCCAAGCUGGAGGGCAACCUGGGCCGCUACCUCAACCAUAGCUGCAGCCCCAACCUCUUCGUCCAGAACGUCUUCGUGGACACGCACGACCUCCGCUUUCCUUGGGUGGCCUUCUUCGCCAGCAAGAGAAUCCGGGCCGGGACGGAACUCACCUGGGAUUACAACUACGAAGUAGGAAGUGUCGAAGGCAAAAAACUGUUGUGUUGUUGUGGUGCCAUUGAAUGCCGAGGCCGCUUGUUGUAAAAAGUUUUGUUUCCUUCCCCACGGGGGAAAGAGACCUCUCUUUUCCCAAAAUCCCCCUCCCACUGGUGAAAGUGGGACUUGUCCUGCCAGCACUCUUCGCCCCCCCCCCCGUCUUUCCGUGGUUCACGUCUCUUCGCCCCACGUGUGGGUCCCAUUGAGCACAGCUGGGGGGGAGCUCCCCGUGUUGACCUCUGUUUAAAGGGUUUUUUUGUGCCCAUCCCCAAUUGGAUGUUGUAAAGCAAUAAAGAAAAUCCAGUCUUUAUUAAAAUAACACGUUUUUCAUAA